GGUAUCUUUUACCUUAAAUGCUUCUUGUCUAAAACAAUUGUCUUUCUAAUCUUAACUUGAUUUCACGUAUAUAUUUAGAGCCACAUACAUAAACAUAGUUGCAUAUUUUGUAUAGAUUUGCUGAGAAAAAUGUGUGACAUGACAUUAAAUUGUCCAUCAUCAUCACGUUCUGUCAUCUUGUGACUCUGCAGUAAUAAAGGCUGAUCCACUAUAUAUCCACCCCUACACCCACUGAUGCAUGAAUAAGUGAUAAUACAGAUUAAGAUCUCGAAUUUGGCUGGUUCUGAAAAUGGGUUCUCGGAUUCAGCUUCUGGGUCUGUGUUUGUUGAGCUUCACUUUUCUUUUUGUGAACACACUGAGUGAAAAAGGGACUGUCACCAUUGAUGGGAAAUCUGCAAUCGGAAACAUUGAUGAUGAUUUUGUCUGUGCAACUCUGGAUUGGUGGCCUCCUGAGAAAUGUGACUAUGGGAGAUGCAGUUGGGGUCUUGCUUCUCUUCUCAAUCUGGACCUGAACAACAAGAUUUUUCUAAAUGCAGUGAAAGCGUUUUCACCGUUGAAACUAAGAUUAGGUGGCAGUUUGCAAGAUAAGGUAAAUUAUGGAACUGAAGAUUACCACCGACCAUGUACUCCUUUUGUUAGGAAACAAUCUGAAAUGUUUGGCUUCACGGAAGGGUGCCUCCCAAUGAAUAGAUGGGAUGAACUAAACAAAUUUUUUGCAAAAUCAGGGGCUAAGAUUAUCUUUGGUUUAAACGCUCUUGCUGGAAAAUCAAUACAAUCUGGUUCUGCCAUAGGACCUUGGAACUACACUAAUGCCGAAUCCUUUAUUCGAUACACUGUUGGAAAGAACUACGCCAUUCAUGGAUGGGAACUUGGCAAUGAGUUGAGUGGUAAUGGAGUGGGAACAAAAGUUUCUGCAGACCAAUAUGCUUCUGAUUUUGCUGCUUUACGAGCAAUAGUUGACAAUGCAUAUCGAGAGAUUCAGCCAAAGCCACUAGUCCUUGCUCCUGGAGGUUUCUUUGAUGCAGCUUGGUUCAAGGAAUUCAUAAGCAAAUCGGGUAAAUCUAUAGAUGUCGUCACCCACCACAUUUAUAACCUUGGAGCAGGAGUUGAUGAGCACCUUGAGGAAAGAAUUCUUAAUCCUGCCUCUCUUGAUGGUAUUGCAAGCACAUUCAAAGAUCUCAAAAGUGUACUCCAAAGUACAGCAACCUCAGCAACAGCGUGGGUUGGCGAGUCAGGAGGGGCUUACAACAGUGGCCGGCAUCUUGUAUCCGAUACAUUCUUGUACAGUUUCUGGUAUUUGGAUCAGCUUGGCAUGUCGGCUUCUUACGACACCAAAACAUAUUGCAGACAGACUUUGAUUGGAGGAAACUAUGGUUUACUAAAUACUACUACUUUCCUACCGAACCCGGACUACUAUAGUGCUCUUCUAUGGCACCGACUCAUGGGAAGGAGUGUGCUAUCAACUACCUUCUCUGGGACAAAAAAGAUACGAGCUUAUGCUCACUGUGCAAAGCAAUCUAAAGGAAUCAUAAUAUUAUUGAUCAACCUGGACAGCAGCACAGCAAUUGAAGCAGAAGUGACCUUAAGCGACAAUAAAUUUCUGCGGCACAGAAAGAUGGCUGAUAAUUCAAAAUUGACGGAACUUCCUCUCCGUGGUGCAAGCGGAACAGCUAGAGAAGAGUACCAUCUAACACCAGGGGGUGGGGAUAUACAUAGCCAAAUCAUGGUGCUAAAUGGAAACGCUCUAACUGUGAAUUCAGCUGGCGAUAUUCCUGCUUUGGAGCCUUUGUUUGUGAACUCAUCAAUGCCAAUAACGGUUGCUCCUUUCUCUAUUGUAUUUGCUCAUAUACCUGAUGCUGUUGUUGCAGCAUGCAACUAGCUAGCUAGGUGACACACCCCACGAAACCAAAAAAAUGGUUUCUCUUGGUGAUUGAGCAAACCAAAAGGAAAUAUAUGUUAGUUCUCAAUUUAUUGUUGAAGAACAGAAAACCAAUUUUUUUUAGGUUAGAACUAGGAUUUUGAUUGUUUUCCAUUUUGUUUACUUCCCAAUGUGUACCAUUGAAUUCAUUACGAUGAUAAAUUGCAAAUUGAAAGUGACAAAUAAAUUGAGAUUGAGAAUUGGUAUC
Molecule: messenger RNA, 2126 nt
Organism: Lotus japonicus
Lineage: Eukaryota; Viridiplantae; Streptophyta; Magnoliopsida; Fabales; Fabaceae
Product: heparanase-like protein 3
Exons: 9
Coding region: 290-1879 (529 amino acids)
Cellular component (GO): plant-type cell wall; membrane
Molecular function (GO): beta-glucuronidase activity
Source: RefSeq, a predicted model, not a curated record